Molecule: messenger RNA, 864 nt
Organism: Zymoseptoria tritici IPO323
Lineage: Eukaryota; Fungi; Ascomycota; Dothideomycetes; Mycosphaerellales; Mycosphaerellaceae
Exons: 2
Coding region: 1-864 (287 amino acids)
Biological process (GO): regulation of DNA-templated transcription
Molecular function (GO): DNA-binding transcription factor activity, RNA polymerase II-specific; zinc ion binding
Source: RefSeq, a predicted model, not a curated record
AUGUUCGUCCUCAUGUCCAAGAAAGCCGCGGCGAAGGUGCCACCGCCGACAGCUCCAGCAGCGCAGUCGUCAGCCCGGACGCAGAAUGCUUGCGACGCAUGCCGACUCCGAAAGUCGAAGUGUGAUGGCCAAGUACCCUGUGGUCGUUGUAAGGCAAGGCAUCUCGUCUGUACCUCUUCUCGUAGGCACCCGAAGGCUUCUGGCCCGAUCACAGAAGAUCACGUCGCCACUCUUCAAGAGCAGCAAAGACGGCUCGCACGAGCGAUCUCAAGAAUGGCCACUGUCAUCAAGCAGGCUGAGUCGCGAGGUUUUGUAGAAGAUAGCGCCAGUGCCACCGACUCAGAACUCUCUACCCUCGACAUGGCAGAUCUUCUACAACGGUUCGCCCCUGACGAUGCCGCCGAGCAAAGCAGCUCUCCGGCGAACGAGACUGCGCUGCCGGCGAAGAAACGGAAGCUCCAAGUAUCCACGGAGUCUGAUCACGACAUGGACGUUGCAAUGGGUGACACCCCACUCGUGGCGAAAGAUGAAAAGGACUAUCGGUCCAUCGAGAGAUUCUUCGCGUCAGUACAACAGCACAACAGCAAUAUCAAUCCAGAGUCAACAGGAGACAUGCUGAUGCCAGAGAAUGCUGGAAUGCAGCCGUCUCAAUCAUUACCUGCCUCAAAUCCUCCAAACAUGCCAUUGCCUGGGCCUGGGGACAGCUCGGCGUUCGAAUUUCACCCACAAAUGGUGCCCUUUAUGGAUCUGGUGGACUGGGAUGCUAGCCUUGAACACUUCCUCCACAACGAUCAGUACGGCAACGGCAGCUUCGGGUUGGAUUUUGGAGCCGGUGAUUUUGGAGUCUGGGAUGGGACAUCGUAG